Rhizophagus irregularis DAOM 181602=DAOM 197198 is the source of this 594-nucleotide messenger RNA. The record is from RefSeq and is a predicted model, not a curated record. Lineage: Eukaryota; Fungi; Glomeromycota; Glomeromycetes; Glomerales; Glomeraceae.
CUUGUUUCUUACAAGCCAAACUCUAUUGAUAUCUCCUUGUGUGCAUGAAUCCUCCACUGCUUCUUCCAUUUCUUUGAGGUUUUUAAAAUAUUCAAUCACUUUCCAAUUUUUUUUGAUUUUGAUAAUUUUGAUGAACGCCGUCUUGGAGGUUUGUUGCAGUUUUUUCGUGAAAUCAUAUGUAUUUCCCUUCUUUAUAGAUUCCAUUUCCUCAUUAGUUAGGUCUCUCACAGUCUGCCAUUGAUCCCGCUCUUGUCGUCCUUUCAAACCUAGUUUUGCGUCAUACUAUCUGAUAAAAUUUUUGCUAAUACAAAUACCGAAAUGUCCAUCCAAGAACAUUUUUUCAAAGUUUUCGUUCAAAGCGAUUUUUGCCUUAACGGUUUUGUAUUUGUAUUGUCCUCGAAUUUGCAGUCUGUAAACCGUUCCUAUCUUUGUCAGAUUUGUUCUUACAUCGUCCUCGCUCCAAUAUUUUGGUAUAUCGUAGAAAAAUAUGUCACAUGCCUCCUUGACCUGCUGAUCAUUACUGGUAUUUUCGGGUAAAACUGGUAUCUCUAAGAUUUCUUCCUGUUUUCUCCUAUUUGAUGUCGAUCUGCCUUU